GCGGACAGGUUCCGCCGCCGCCUCCGCCGCCUCCGCCUCUUCUGCCACCGGGGUUUGUAUGAAAACACCGGGCGGCGGGCGGCGAAGGAUCCGCCGUGCGUCCAGCGAGCAGCCACCGGUGCUGACGGCGCGAAGCCGGGUGCCGAGCCUGGAGCGGCGGCUCUGCGCAGUCCCCGCCAGCGCCCCAUCCUGAGCCGAUUAUCUGCAAUGGUGAAAUGAAGUAACUCAAGAUGAGCAAGUUGAAAGUGAUACCAGAGAAAAGCCUUACCAAUAAUUCUCGGAUUGUGGGACUCCUGGCUCAGCUGGAGAAAAUCAAUACUGAAUCUACAGAAUCAGAUACUGCCAGAUAUGUUACAUCAAAAAUUCUUCAUUUGGCUCAAAGUCAAGAAAAAACAAGGAGAGAAAUGACAGCCAAAGGUUCUACAGGAAUGGAAAUUCUGCUGUCAACAUUAGAGAACACUAAAGAUCUUCAAACUAUGCUAAAUAUCUUGAGCAUUCUUGUUGAACUGGUUUCAGCUGGUGGAGGUCGAAGAGCGAGUUUCUUAGUCUCAAAAGGUGGUUCACAAAUAUUGUUACAACUACUUACAAAUGCCAGCAAAGAAUCUCCCCCACAUGAGGAGUUAAUGGUACAGAUUCAUUCUGUUCUAGCAAAGAUUGGACCAAAAGAUAAAAAAUUUGGAGUGAAAGCUAGAAUUAAUGGGGCUCUGAAUAUAACUCUGAGUUUGGUCAAACAGAAUUUGCAGAAUCAUCAUUUGGUUCUACCUUGUCUUCAGCUUUUAAGAGUGUAUUCUGCCAAUUCUGUGAAUUCAGUAUCCUUAGGGAAAAAUGGAGUUGUGGAACUGAUGUUUAAAAUCAUUGGACCAUUUAGUAAGAAGAAUUCAGGUCUUAUGAAGGUUGCUUUAGACACUCUUGCUGCAUUGCUAAAAUCAAAAACAAAUGCCAGGAGAGCUGUAGACAGAGGAUAUGUCCAAGUGCUUUUAAAUUAUGUAGAUUGGCAUCGCCAUGAUAAUCGGCAUAGAAACAUGCUCAUUCGGAAAGGAAUUUUACAGAGCUUAAAAAGUGUUACAAACAUCAAGUUGGGAAGAAAAGCAUUUAUUGAUGCCAAUGGGAUGAAAAUUCUGUAUAACACUUCACAAGAAUGUUUGGCAGUCAGGACUCUUGAUCCUCUUGUCAACACCUCCAGUCUUAUAAUGAGGAAGUGUUUCCAAAAUCGCCUGCCACUCCCAACAAUUAAGAGUUCUUUCCAUUUCCAGUUGCCAGUUAUUCCUGUUACUGGACCUGUGGCACAACUGUACAGUUUACCACCUGAAGUGGAUGACGUAGUAGAUGAAAGUGAUGACAACGAUGAUAUUGAUUUAGAAGCUGAAAGUGAGAUGGAAAAUGAAGAUGACCUAGAUCAAAAUUUUAAGAAUGAUGAUAUUGAAACAGAUAUCAACAAACUAAAACCCCAGCAAGUACCAGGACGAACAAUAGAAGAACUAAAAAUGUAUGAACACCUCUUCCCUGAACUCGUUGAUGAUUUUCAGGACUAUGAUUUAAUCUCCAAAGAACCAAAGCCUUUUGUAUUUGAGGGAAAAAUUCGUGGCCCAAUUGUUGUUCCCACUGCUGGAGAGGAUGCAUCUGGGAAUUCAGGCAAUUUAAGAAAAGGAACUGUAAUGAAGGAGAAAGUAUCUUCUAAAGGAGAAGAAGAUAAGAAACCUGAGUUUAUGGAUGUAGCAAAAGAAGAUAUUAAAACUGAUGACAGAACAUUACAACAGCAGCUAGGUGAUCAAAAUAGAACUAUUUUAUCAACCCAUGGCUUAAACAAUGAUAUUGUGAAGGCAUUGGACCGAAUCACAUUGCAGAAUAUUCCUUCUCAAACAGCCCCAGGUUUGACUGCAGAAGUGAAGAAAGACUGUAGUCUCCCUCUUGCUGUUCUCUCAUGCACUAAAGCAUGUCCACACAUGGCUACCUGUGGAAAUGUUCUUUUUGAGGGACGGACUGUUCAACUAGGGAAGCUCUGCUGUACUGGGGUUGAAACUGAAGAUGAUGAAGAUACUGAGUCUAAUUCAUCAGUGGAACAAGCAUCAGUUGAAGUACCUGAUGGACCUACACUCCAUGACCCAGACCUUUAUAUUGAGGUUGUGAAAAACACAAAGUCUGUCCCAGAAUAUUCAGAGGUGGCUUAUCCUGAUUACUUUGGUCACAUUCCACCUCCAUUCAAAGAGCCUAUUUUAGAAAGGCCUUAUGGUGUACAAAGGACAAAAAUUGCUCAAGAUAUUGAGAGGCUAAUACAUCAGACUGAUAUCAUAGAUCGAGUGGUAUAUGACUUGGAUAACCCAAAUUACACCAUUCCAGAAGAAGGAGAUAUUUUGAAGUUUAACUCCAAAUUUGAAUCUGGGAAUCUGCGCAAAGUAAUCCAAAUAAGAAAAAAUGAAUAUGAUCUUAUUCUGAACUCAGAUAUAAACAGCAAUCAUUAUCAUCAGUGGUUUUACUUUGAAGUCAGUGGAAUGCGGCCAGGUGUUGCUUAUAGGUUUAACAUCAUUAACUGUGAAAAGUCCAACAGUCAGUUCAAUUAUGGUAUGCAACCACUCAUGUAUUCAGUUCAGGAAGCAUUAAAUGCCAGACCAUGGUGGAUUCGUAUGGGGACUGACAUUUGUUACUAUAAAAAUCAUUUCUCAAGAAGUUCAGUUGCUGCAGGUGGACAAAAGGGAAAAUCCUACUAUACAAUUACUUUCACUGUCAAUUUUCCACAUAAAGAUGAUGUUUGCUACUUUGCUUAUCACUAUCCAUAUACGUAUUCAACUUUACAGAUGCAUCUUCAAAAAUUGGAAUCAGCACACAAUCCUCAGCAAAUCUAUUUUCGAAAAGAUGUGUUAUGUGAAACCUUGUCUGGAAACAGCUGUCCCUUGGUGACUAUAACAGCAAUGCCAGAGUCUAAUUAUUAUGAACAUAUCUGUCAAUUCAGAAAUCGCCCUUACGUUUUCUUAUCUGCUCGGGUACAUCCUGGAGAAACUAAUGCAAGUUGGGUUAUGAAAGGAACAUUGGAAUAUCUCAUGAGUAAUAACCCUACUGCUCAGAGCUUGCGAGAAUCCUAUAUUUUUAAAAUUGUCCCUAUGCUAAAUCCAGAUGGUGUCAUCAAUGGAAAUCACCGCUGUUCUUUAAGUGGAGAGGAUUUGAAUAGACAGUGGCAAAGUCCAAAUCCAGAUUUACAUCCUACAAUUUACCAUGCUAAGGGUCUGCUACAAUACCUGGCUGCAGUGAAACGUUUACCUCUGGUUUAUUGUGAUUAUCAUGGCCAUUCUCGAAAGAAGAAUGUAUUUAUGUAUGGAUGCAGCAUCAAAGAGACAGUGUGGCAUACCAAUGAUAAUGCCUCUUCAUGUGAUAUUGUAGAAGAUAUGGGAUAUAGGACUUUGCCUAAGAUACUGAGCCACAUUGCCCCAGCAUUUUGUAUGAGCAGCUGUAGCUUUGUAGUGGAAAAAUCUAAAGAAUCCACAGCACGUGUUGUAGUUUGGCGGGAGAUAGGAGUACAGAGAAGCUACACCAUGGAAAGUACUUUGUGUGGCUGUGAUCAGGGAAAAUACAAGGGUUUACAGAUUGGUACUCGAGAAUUAGAAGAGAUGGGAGCAAAAUUUUGUGUUGGUCUGCUGCGUUUAAAAAGACUGACAUCUCCAUUGGAGUAUAAUCUGCCUUCCAGCUUGCUUGACUUUGAAAACGACCUAAUUGAAUCAAGCUGCAAAGUAACUAGCCCUACCACUUAUGUUUUGGAUGAAGAUGAACCUCGAUUCCUUGAAGAAAUUGAUUACAGUGCAGAAAGUAAUGAUGAGUUAGAUAUUGAAUUGGCUGAAAAUGCAGGAGAUUAUGAACCUUCUGCUCAAGAAGAAGUACUUUCUGACUCUGAAUUAUCAAGAACAUAUCUACCUUGAACCCUUUGCCAUAUCUUGUUAACUGCAAAGAAGAAAUGAAAUAUCUUGGUUUUUAUUACACAGGAAAUUUGAGAGAAAUGAGUUUAUAGAGAACUGACUCAAAAAAACACAAAAAACAAAAAAAACAAAAAGUAACUUGGGCCUGUUUGGUUUCAAGACAAUAAAUAUGUUAUUAAUUCAUGA
Molecule: messenger RNA, 4088 nt
Organism: Sciurus carolinensis (gray squirrel)
Lineage: Eukaryota; Metazoa; Chordata; Mammalia; Rodentia; Sciuridae
Gene: Agtpbp1
Product: ATP/GTP binding carboxypeptidase 1
Biological process (GO): proteolysis; C-terminal protein deglutamylation; protein side chain deglutamylation
Molecular function (GO): metallocarboxypeptidase activity; zinc ion binding
Source: RefSeq, a predicted model, not a curated record